UCUAAGUAAGGGGAAACCCCAUCACACACAGAAUACAGUUUCAAGUGGAAGUGCAAGAUGUCCAUACUGUUUCUCCCUUCACUGGAUCCCGAAAAGUACACAGUCCAUGAUCUGAACAGAUAUAUCCCGUCCAUUCUCAAUCCAGAAAGUAAGAGGAACUUCUACACGAACAUGGCCAAUUGCCCCUCCUGGUUUCCAGCUGGUGUACCCUUCGCAAGCCCUUAUAACAAGCAAGGCACGAAAUUACCAGCAAAAAAGAUCAGGAAAAUAUUCGCAGCAUUUCUAGUGAACUGUCCCGAGCGAUACGUGCUGAAGUCUCCUGAGGAUCCUAGCACAUCUACUUCACUAACUCCCAUCACCACGGUAUCCUAUCUUUGUAAGACGGAGUCCAUCUCUCCACCACAAGCCACUCCAUUACCCACCACCUCGGCCACCCCGAUCAACCAGAGACAACACCCACCACCUCUCACUAACGGUAACGGUAACGGUCUACAAACACCGUCCUUGAUGAGAAAUUUGGAGCAACAUCUCCAGGCAAUGGAGGACAGAGCACUUACUGCCGAGAGGAAGGUACAGGAAUUAGCGAUCGAGAAUGAACAACUGAGAGAAUACAUCAAGAGAAUCGCUGAACUUGCUGAACGAGCUCAUGCAGUUAAUAUUGACUUGACUUAGUGUAUGCAUUCAUUAUUAUUUUUGUUUGUUUUAUUCACUUCAUAAUAAUUAUAGUAUUAAUUAUGACAUCGA
Molecule: messenger RNA, 744 nt
Organism: Halichondria panicea
Lineage: Eukaryota; Metazoa; Porifera; Demospongiae; Suberitida; Halichondriidae
Exons: 5
Coding region: 58-672 (204 amino acids)
Source: RefSeq, a predicted model, not a curated record